Messenger RNA from Betta splendens (Siamese fighting fish), 2010 nucleotides. Its product is annotated as acidic mammalian chitinase-like. Gene Ontology annotation, biological process: chitin catabolic process; carbohydrate metabolic process. The record is from RefSeq and is a predicted model, not a curated record. Gene Ontology annotation, molecular function: chitin binding; chitinase activity. Gene Ontology annotation, cellular component: extracellular region. The coding region runs from base 154 to 1512 and encodes 452 amino acids. NCBI's taxonomy places the organism in Eukaryota, Metazoa, Chordata, Actinopteri, Anabantiformes, Osphronemidae. The transcript is spliced from 12 exons.
UCAAAGUCUUAUCUGCUGCACUUUGCCACCAGCUAUUAGUCAUUAAUGUGUAAAAUAUAAAUCGGACCCAACUCCAUCAACCUCUGGACUCUGCUGCUGUUUGUCUUGAAGAAAGUUACUCUUCAGAAAAUUGGAUCGCUAACAAGCACAAUUAUGAGACUCAUUAGAGUGCUGGGCAUCCUGCUUGUUUUACACAUUGCUUCAUCCAGUAAGCUGGUGUGUCAGAUGACCAACUGGGCCCAAUACAGGCCCGGCAAUGCAAAAUUCACUACAGACAACGUUGACCCUUUCCUAUGCACCCAUGUCAUCUAUGCUCUGGCCACCAUCAACAACUUCAACCAGAUCGUUCCCAUUGAAUGGAAUGACGAGCAACAGUUCGGCACACUUUCCAGCCUUAAGAAAGUCAAUCCUGAUCUAAAAACUCUACUGUCAGUUGGUGGCUCAGUCAAUGGAAUAAGCCCAUUUAUCGGCAUGGUUGCCAAACCUGAGAGUCGUGCAGCCUUCAUCAAAUCAGCCAUCAGCUACCUGCGCACUCAUAACUUUGAUGGCCUGAACCUCGACUGGGAAUAUCCUGGACACAAUGGCAGUCCCCAGGAGGAUAAGGAGAGGUUCACGCUGCUGGUCACGGAACUGUCCAAGGCCUUUGAGGAUGAUGGUAAAGACAACAGAAGGACUAAGCUGCUGCUGUCAGCCAAUGUGGCUGCACUGGCUUCUACCAUUGACAGAGCCUAUGAAGUGAACAAGAUAUCACCCCACUUGGACUUCCUCAACCUAUUGACCUACGACUUCCAUGGAUCCUGGGACCCAGUGACUGGACACAACAGCCCACUGUACCCUAGCGCUGUGGAUUCUGGCUCACACAUUAAGCACAAUAUUGACUCUUCUGUGUCUCACUGGAUGGUUUUGGGAGCACAACCUGAGAAACUGUUGCUGGGUUUUCCCACUUACGGGCGCACGUUCCGUCUUUCCACUGGUAAUUCCGGCCUUGGAGCACCAGCUAAUGGCCCUGCAGAAGCUGGCCCCUAUACUCGCACAGCUGGCUUCUGGUCCUACUAUGAGGUGUGUGCCUUCCUCCCAAGUGCUACUGUUGAGUGGAUCUCUGAACAGGAAGUUCCAUAUGCCACCUAUGCUAAUUCCUGGGUGGGCUAUGAUGACCAGCGCAGCUUUUCUUCCAAGGUCCAGUGGAUGACAGCCAACAACCUCGGAGGUGCUCACGUGUGGACUCUGGACAUGGAUGACUUCAGUGGAUCUUUCUGCUCAACUGGAGCAUACCCUCUUGUCAACCACCUCAGGAUGUCCAUGGGCUUUCCCCCGAAACCUACCACCGCUCCACGGCCCACCACUACCAGAGAUCCUUUGGCAGACUUUUGCCGUGGUCGCCCUGAUGGCCUUUAUGAGAACCCAGCUGAUAAGACCACCUUCUUCCAGUGCCACUCAGGAAACACUCACCUGCAGCACUGCCAGCCUGGCCUCAUUUUCUGGGACUCCUGCAAGUGCUGCCACUGGCCCUGAACAACAGACUCAUAAACAUAAACUACAACACAUCUAAAGUUUAUGACUAUCAAAACAUAGAUACUUUGCAGUAAAAACUUUUUUUUUGCUGCAUUAUUCAACUACCACCCUAAUGAUGCUGAAGAGCAACAAAAAGUAACCCAGUGAGGAGAUUGUUGUAAUUUCAGGCUUCUUUUAUGCAACUCAUUUAUUUGCAGUACUAAACCAAUAAACAGAAUUACACUGUAUCAUUUCAUUAGCUAAUGAAAGAUUUGUUUGUUUAAUUGUAUAGUUUGUCUUCUAAAAAUAAAAGUAAGCAUGUUACAAAAAGUCCAUGUUACCAAACAAUAUAUACAAUUGCAUGGUUACAAUACAAUUAUUUUAUGCAGUGUUUCCCAGCACUGACUUCUAAGUCCAAUAAAAGAGGUUUUUGUUUGUAUUUACAUAAGACAAACGCAUUUCCCCAUUGUGGGAUAAAUAAAGUCUAUCUUAUCUUAUUGCAAAAUAAACUCCCUGAAU